Manis javanica (Malayan pangolin) is the source of this 3056-nucleotide messenger RNA. RefSeq names its product glycogen phosphorylase B (gene PYGB). Gene Ontology annotation, molecular function: glycogen phosphorylase activity; pyridoxal phosphate binding. Gene Ontology annotation, biological process: glycogen catabolic process. Gene Ontology annotation, cellular component: cytoplasm. Lineage: Eukaryota; Metazoa; Chordata; Mammalia; Pholidota; Manidae. The record is from RefSeq and is a predicted model, not a curated record.
CGGCGUUGCCGCAGUCCCUGGGCGCCAGAGCCGCCGCAGCAUCCUCGGUGCGCGCGUGUCCGCUCGCCGCCGUCCUCCCGUCCCUCCUUCUCCUCGGCCGGCGUGAUGGCGAAGCCGCUGACGGACAGCGAGAAGCGGAAGCAGAUCAGUGUGCGCGGGAUCGCGGGGCUGGGCGACGUGGCCGAGGUGCGGAAGAGCUUCAACCGGCACCUGCACUUCACGCUGGUCAAGGACCGCAACGUGGCCACGCCCCGCGACUACUUCUUCGCGCUGGCGCACACGGUGCGCGACCACCUGGUGGGCCGCUGGAUCCGCACGCAGCAGCACUACUACGAGCGCGACCCCAAGCGCAUCUACUACCUUUCCUUGGAAUUCUACAUGGGCCGCACGCUGCAGAACACGAUGGUGAACCUGGGCCUUCAGAGCGCCUGUGAUGAGGCUGUUUACCAGCUGGGGCUGGACUUGGAGGAGCUGGAGGAGAUUGAAGAGGACGCGGGCCUCGGGAACGGAGGCCUGGGGAGGCUGGCAGCCUGUUUCCUUGACUCCAUGGCUACCCUGGGCCUGGCAGCAUACGGCUAUGGGAUCCGCUACGAGUUUGGGAUUUUUAACCAGAAGAUUGUCAAUGGCUGGCAGGUGGAGGAGGCGGACGACUGGCUGCGCUACGGCAACCCCUGGGAGAAGGCCCGGCCCGAGUACAUGCUUCCCGUGCACUUCUACGGGAGGGUGGAGCACAGCCCUGAGGGCGCGAGGUGGCUGGACACGCAGGUGGUGCUGGCCAUGCCCUAUGACACCCCGGUGCCGGGCUACCGGAACAACACGGUCAACACCAUGAGGCUGUGGUCCGCCAAAGCGCCGAACGACUUCAAGCUGCACGACUUCAACGUGGGUGGCUACAUCGAGGCUGUGCUGGACAGGAACCUGGCCGAGAACAUCUCCAGAGUCCUGUACCCAAACGACAACUUCUUCGAGGGCAAGGAGCUCCGCCUGAAGCAGGAGUACUUCGUGGUUGCCGCCACCCUCCAGGACAUAGUUCGCCGCUUCAAGUCCUCCAAGUUCGGCUGCCGCGACCCCGUGAGGACCAGUUUUGAGACGUUCCCUGACAAGGUCGCCAUCCAGCUGAACGACACCCACCCCGCCCUCGCCAUCCCCGAGCUCAUGCGGAUCCUGGUGGACGUGGAGAAAGUGGACUGGGACAAGGCCUGGGAGAUCACAAAGAAGACCUGUGCCUAUACCAACCACACGGUGCUGCCUGAGGCCUUGGAGCGCUGGCCUGUGUCCAUGUUUGAGAAGCUGCUGCCGCGGCACCUACAGAUCAUCUAUGCACUCAACCAGAGGCACCUGGACCAUGUGGCCACCCUCUUCCCCGGGGAUGUGGACCGCCUGCGGAGGAUGUCUGUGAUCGAGGAGGGGGACUGCAAGCGGAUCAACAUGGCCCACCUGUGCGUGAUCGGGUCCCACGCGGUCAACGGCGUGGCCAGGAUCCACUCGGAGAUCGUGAAGCAGUCGGUCUUUAAGGACUUUCAUGAGCUGGAGCCAGAGAAAUUCCAGAAUAAGACGAAUGGCAUCACGCCACGGCGGUGGCUGCUCCUGUGCAACCCGGGGCUGGCUGACACCAUCGCGGAGAAAAUCGGGGAGGGUUUCCUGACUGACCUGAGCCAGCUGAGGAGUCUGCUGCCAUUUGUCCACGACGAGGCGCUCAUCAGGGACGUAGCCAAGGUCAAGCAGGAAAACAAGCUGAAGUUCUCUGCCUUCCUGGAGAAGGAGUACAAGGUGAAGAUCAACCCCGCCUCCAUGUUCGACGUGCACGUGAAGAGGAUCCACGAGUACAAGCGGCAGCUGCUCAACUGCCUGCACGUCAUCACGCUGUACAACCGAAUAAAGAAGGACCCAGCCAAGGACUUUGUGCCCAGGACCGUCAUGAUUGGGGGCAAGGCAGCCCCCGGUUACCACAUGGCCAAGAUGAUUAUCAAGCUGGUCACAUCCAUCGGGGACGUCGUCAACCACGACCCAGUUGUGGGCGACAGGCUCAAAGUGAUCUUCCUGGAGAACUACCGGGUGUCGCUGGCCGAGAAAGUGAUCCCCGCCGCAGACCUGUCGCAGCAGAUCUCCACCGCUGGCACUGAGGCCUCGGGCACAGGCAACAUGAAGUUCAUGCUCAAUGGGGCCCUCACCAUCGGCACCAUGGACGGGGCCAACGUGGAGAUGGCAGAGGAGGCCGGGGCUGAGAACCUCUUCAUCUUCGGCCUGCAGGUGGAGGACGUGGAGGCCCUCGACCGGAAAGGGUAUAAUGCCAAAGAGUACUACGACCGGCUGCCCGAGCUGAGGCAGGCCGUGGACCAGGUCAGCAGCGGCUUCUUCUCCCCCAAGGACCCAGACUGCUUCAGGGGCGUUGUCGACAUGCUGCUGAACCAUGACAGGUUCAAGGUGUUUGCGGAUUAUGAAGCGUACGUGGCCUGCCAGGCCCGGGUGGACCAGCUGUACCGGGAUCCCAAGGAGUGGACCAAGAAGGUCAUCAGGAACAUUGCCUGCGCGGGCAAGUUCUCCAGUGACCGCACCAUCACGGAGUACGCCCGCGACAUCUGGGGCGUGGAGCCCUCGGACCUGCAGAUCCCGCCCCCCAACCUGCCCAGGGACUAGGUGCCCAGGCGCCACCCGGCCGUUCCCAGGAGGGCUCAGAGGGCACUGUGGCUUUCGGGGGUGAGGAAGGGCGUGCUGAGAACGAGCUGCUCCCACUUCCUGCAUGAAAGCAGAGCUCCCGGCCCCGGCUGCCCAGCCUCAGCCCCGACCCUGAGGAGGGGGUGCCGCCGGGGGCUCAGAGGCCUCGCACGUGCCUUGCUGCAAGCUUUUAGUCUGAGCUUCUGGGUCUGCAGUGGCCGGUUGGAGUGGGCCUGGUCCUCUGCAGUCCAGCUGGGCCCCAGGCCGGGUCUUCACAGCUGCCACAUGGUCCCGCACUGGGCGGAUGAAAGCGCGGGAGGGCGCCUUGGGUAGGGCAAGGCCGGUGAUGCACUGUGGGCUUGGUUCUGCUGCUUAAAAAGAAAAGUAACUUCACAAGGAAA